CUGCUCACGUGUCCCAUCAUCUGCUUGCCCCUGCCCUGUCUCCAGGUGAAGCUCUACCAUCGAGCCAUGUCCUGCUGCAACCCGUGCGUGCCCUGCCAGCCCUGCGGCCCGACCCCGCUGGCCAACAGCUGCAAUGAGCCCUGUGUCAGGCAGUGCCAGAGCUCCACCGUCGUCAUUGAGCCUUCCCCCGUGGUGGUGACCCUGCCCGGCCCCAUCCUCAGCUCCUUCCCUCAGAACACUGUUGUGGGCUCCUCCACCUCUGCUGCCGUUGGCAGCAUCCUCAGCUCCGAGGGAGUGCCCAUCAACUCCGGGGGCUUUGACCUCUCCUGCAUCACCAACCGCUACUGCCGCAGACCCUGCUAA
Molecule: messenger RNA, 363 nt
Organism: Strigops habroptila (Kakapo)
Lineage: Eukaryota; Metazoa; Chordata; Aves; Psittaciformes; Psittacidae
Product: feather keratin Cos1-1/Cos1-3/Cos2-1-like
Exons: 1
Coding region: 67-363 (98 amino acids)
Cellular component (GO): intermediate filament
Molecular function (GO): structural constituent of cytoskeleton
Source: RefSeq, a predicted model, not a curated record